AUGGACGACCCAACCGGCGCUGCGCCGCGCUCGAAGCCGAAGGGGAUCGACCAGGCCACAAACCCCAGAUGGGCCACUGCAAAGAUCACCGUCAGGGGCACAAUCAUCGUUCUGUCCCUCGCCGCGAGCAUUACCAGUCUUGUGUACCUCGCCGCUCCAAAGCGAUGGGAUACCUGGAUCCUCUUCUCUCCCCUAUAUGGGCUUCCAUAUCCACUUCUCAGCUUCAUAUGGGAGGUCAGCGAGGUCACCAUCCUCCUCGUCAGGCGCGACAAGAACAAGGGCCUCAUCCCGGCCGUGCAUCUCGCCUGCGAGCUGCUAUUAUGGCUCGGGGGCGUGAUCGUCUCGUUGCUGUGGGUCACGUCCGUGACUUCCACUGAGCAGCACUCGGCUACUUUCACGGAGGGCUCGCCAGGCAUACCGGCGUCUACGUAUAAGAUGUGGGCACGCGUGAUCUACUUCUGGUGUGCAGUCAACUUGGCCACUGUCGUGUGCCAGUUUUCCCUCUUCGUCGUUUCCUGCAUAGAGUUCGACCGGAACAGGAGGAACAUGGAGCGGAAAGUGAACGAGCUCCUCGCCAUCUUGGAGGAGCGCGGCCAGAACGCCAACGACGUCCUCGCCUCGCUCCGCUCCCCGCCGCCCGACUACGACAGCACCAAGCCCUCGUGGCCGGUCGAGAUGCCCGCGGUGAACCAGCAGCCGGUGGAGAUGAGCGUCGACGAGCGCCCGAUGGAGGUGGUGGGAAGCCAGGUGGGCCAGGAGAUGUCGGUGCCCGGCACUGAUGAUCAGACUGGGAACCAGAAGUUUGUGCUUAAGCCGAGGGCCUGA
This is a messenger RNA of Diaporthe citri, 825 nucleotides long. RefSeq lists its product as uncharacterized. Lineage: Eukaryota; Fungi; Ascomycota; Sordariomycetes; Diaporthales; Diaporthaceae. The coding region runs from base 1 to 825 and encodes 274 amino acids. The transcript has 3 exons. The record is from RefSeq and is a predicted model, not a curated record.